Plasmodium cynomolgi strain B is the source of this 606-nucleotide messenger RNA. RefSeq names its product CYIR protein. The coding region runs from base 1 to 606 and encodes 201 amino acids. The transcript is spliced from 4 exons. Lineage: Eukaryota; Apicomplexa; Aconoidasida; Haemosporida; Plasmodiidae. The record is from RefSeq and is a predicted model, not a curated record.
AUGGUGCAUUUAAGUAAGACAGAGCUAGAAGAUGUUAUAAAAAUUUUACCCUCGCAUGGUUUUUAUGAAAGUUUUGAUAAAGAUGAAAAAGGCAGUGAACAUAGUAGUGAAUGUAACAAGUUAAGCACAAAUGAUGAUAGGAUUAAAAAUAUUUGCUUGAAAUUCUUAAAAAAUUUGAAAGAUUUAUCAAAUAUGAAAAAUGAAAAAAAAAAAAAUGAUGAUAAUUAUCGUUAUUUGACAUUUUGGAUAUAUGACAAAUUAUAUAAUAUGUUUGGAAAACAUUUUACUGAAAUCCUCGAAAUAGGGAAUAAUUAUUACAAAAGCUUAAGUAAUCAGUUAUAUUUGAACGAAUAUGGAUACGAUUUCAAUAGGAUUAGGGAGAUGAAAUAUUUGUACGAUUAUUUUAAAAGGUAUGAAGUGAUUAUUAAGUGUAAAAAAUCUCCAGAAGUAGAAUGCAACAAAUACAAUAAAUAUUGUCGUUCCUGGAAAAAGAAAAAUAAGUAUACAAGCUAUGAGAAUCCUAGGGAUAACAUAUUAGACAGUCACCCAGAACCUAUGUUGCAAAACAUGAACGGAAAAAUAAUACAAUUGGCCUUUCAAGAAUAG